Molecule: messenger RNA, 1119 nt
Organism: Anneissia japonica
Lineage: Eukaryota; Metazoa; Echinodermata; Crinoidea; Comatulida; Comatulidae
Exons: 2
Coding region: 1-1119 (372 amino acids)
Source: RefSeq, a predicted model, not a curated record
AUGAGCAACUCCAAUCUGAGCUACUUUAAUAGUCCUGCACUUGACAUGAAGAUUGUGAUGGGAGAUUUAAAUGCGAAUGUUUGCAGCGACAACUUAGGUUUUGAAAAGGCAAUGGGAAAACACGGCUGUGGAUCUAUGAAUGAGAAUGGGAAAAGACUCAUGGAAUUCUGCUCAUCAAACGAUCUGAUUGUAGGAGGAACCAUCUUUCCACACAAAGACAUACACAAGAAAACAUGGUAUUCACCAAAUGGAAGAGAUAGAAACCAAAUAGAUCACUUGAUGGUAAAUGGAACCUGGAGGAGGUCUUUACAAGAUGUCAGGGUAAUGAGGGGUGCUGAUGCUGCCAGUGGUCAUCAUCUUGUGAUGGCAAUUAUCAAAGUAAACUUGAGGAGAACUGGCAAAAAGAAGAACAUGCUACAACCACGGUUCAAUGUUGAACGACUUAGAGAACAGAAAAAGGAAAGGAAGUUUUGGAUAACUGAAGAAACAUGGCAGGCAAUUGAUAGACGGAAAGAGGUAAAGAAACAAGUCGUUACAGCAAGAUCGGACAGGUUAAAAGAGAAAUACAAAACCAAAUAUCAAGAGGCAAACAAGGGAGUACAGAAGAAGGCAAGGGCUAACCAGAGGGCAUUUAUAGACAAUCUAGCCAAUCAAGCUGAAGAGUCAGCUAAGAAGGGUGAACAAGGGAAGGUGUUUCAGCUCACUAAACUCAUUAGUGGCAAGUACAGAGGGAAUGCCAGUGCACCAAUUGAAGAUAUACAAGGGAAGCUUCUGACUACCGAAGCUGAACCAGACGUUCGUUGGGCAGAACAUUUCAAUGAGAUCCUUAACAGACCUCCACCAACAACACAAGCUGAUAUACAGGAAGCAGAAGCUGAUUUGGAAAUCAAUCUUGAACCACCUACAAGACAAGAAAUUUUAGCAGCAAUCAAGUCACUAAAGACUGGAAAGGCUCCAGGUCUAGACAAUUUGAAUGCAGAGUUAUUCAAAGAAGAUCCGGACUUGGCAGCUCAACUUCUUCUGCCUCUAUUCUCACUCAUAUGGGAAGGGAAGAAGGUUCCUGACGACUGGUCAGAGGGAAUAAUUGUGAAAAUUCAAUUCCAGAGAAGGGAUCUCUAA